Molecule: messenger RNA, 456 nt
Organism: Sporisorium graminicola
Lineage: Eukaryota; Fungi; Basidiomycota; Ustilaginomycetes; Ustilaginales; Ustilaginaceae
Exons: 1
Coding region: 1-456 (151 amino acids)
Molecular function (GO): oxidoreductase activity
Source: RefSeq, a predicted model, not a curated record
AUGUCGACAUCUGACUCAUCUCGCAGCAUGGGAAGGUGGGCAAAUGGCGUCAAGGUGUCAGUCUACCUCAAGAAGAAGGACGGAAUGACCAACGCGCAGUUCUCCCAACACUAUGCCCACGUCCAUGCGGCUCUUGCUGGCCCAGUCCUGCUCCGACACAGUUGCAUUUCGUACGCACAGCUGCACUGCAACAGCGAUACAGCCAGAUCAUCCAUCGCUAGUCUCUUCGGCCCAGAUGCUCUCAACCCUCGAAGCGCUAUGCAGAUCAUGCCCUUUGACGCUUGCUCCUCUUUCGUCUUUGCCAGCCUCGUGGACGCACGCGGCUUCUUCAGCGAUCCAGAAACCACUUGCGUCCUUGCUGCAGAUUCGUCCAACUUUACCAACCCUGUCGUCAUGCAGGUCGCCAUUGGCCGCGAGUUUGUCGUCAUUCAAGACGAACAGGCUCAGCACAAGUAA